Messenger RNA from Rhagoletis zephyria (snowberry fruit fly), 410 nucleotides. RefSeq lists its product as uncharacterized. NCBI's taxonomy places the organism in Eukaryota, Metazoa, Arthropoda, Insecta, Diptera, Tephritidae. The record is from RefSeq and is a predicted model, not a curated record. Gene Ontology annotation, biological process: regulation of transcription by RNA polymerase II. Gene Ontology annotation, cellular component: nucleus; transcription regulator complex.
AUACACAAAUGUCUUUUCGAGAGCAAAAUUCUCAAUUUUCGAUACCAGAUAUGGAAAUGGAUGAAGAAUUAUUUAAUUUAUUUGCUGCUGUGUUUUCCGAAGAGAAUACACAACUGUCUACGCAGACAUCAACACCUGAAAUAAGACAAAGGAAAAGACUUCAUGUCGUACAAUGGACCACGGAGGAUACACUUACCUUGAUUUCGGCAGUUGAAAGCCAUCCUUGUGUCUGGGAAUAUUCCUCACCAGAAUAUAAAGAUCGCCAAAAAAGGGACAGUGCUUGGCGAAAUAUAGCAGAAAGUUUUGGAAGUCGCAACGUGGAAGAGUGUAAGGCGAAAUGGGCCAACAUUAAAACGGCCUAUAAUAGUGUUAAAAAAAAGUUAAAUCAACUAAAUCUGGUCAAGGUGUAA